Amoebophrya sp. A25 is the source of this 2810-nucleotide messenger RNA. The record is from the annotation of a GenBank genome assembly. Lineage: Eukaryota; Dinophyceae; Syndiniales; Amoebophryaceae.
CACAAACUAGUACACCACAAGCUACCGGCACCGUUACGAAGACGAUCGCUCCUUCUAUCACAGUAGAUAUACGUGUACCAGAACAGAAGAAUCACAGAGCUCGUGCUGAGGAUGCCGUGAAAUCUUUACCAGGCGGCUUUACAUCUUCGACGAAGUACAUUUUUACAUAUACUGAGAACAAUGGUGAGGAACAUGAUGGAAAGCACCCCAGUCCUUCUUCUUCCACUAGGGCGAGAGAGUUCGGUGUGCCUUGCGAUGCAGAAGAAGUGGCCCAGGCAACCGCGGACAUUGCGUACGCACGACUUGAUGCUGGUGGAGAAGUACCUUCUUCUAGUGCAGCAUCUGAACAAAGAAAACGGGAGUUCACAUCACGAAAAAAUAAACGAAUCGUCUCCGAUUUGAUUACUGGGAAAACAACAGAACUUUCGGAUAUUCAGACUCCUUCCUCGGCGCUACAGGCGUUUUUCUCCACCUUGUUCACAUCAGCAGUCAACGAGAACAGCUGGCAGGAGUAUGCACAGAGAUCAUUUGAAGUCGUGAGAAAGAUACACGAACCUCAUUCUAGACACGAAGUCGCAAAGACAAAGAGUAACUUCUUGUCCCAUUUAAAAGACUACAUGUUACAACUGCACCAGUGCGAACUUGUCGAUUCUCGACAGGACUGGAUCGCCACUGCUACGAUGGAGGACUACGGCAUCGCAGCUUCGGUUCGGGUCCGUGACCGACGCAGGGAGGAUGUACUUGUAGACCCACCGAUUUUUUUUAGGAUCGUGCCUCCGCGUGUGCCCGAAUUCUCCGUGUAUUUGGAAUAUCCCGAAGAACAAGUAGGAGAAGAAGAACAAAAAGGUGGAACCAGUCGUGAACAACAACAGGAAGAUGCGUUCAGAAUGCGAGUUCUACUUCAAAAAAAUAAAGAUAGUUUAUUUUUGAAUCUUCCGGAGGGAGGUCUAGUUGACGGUGACGGACCAAGUCGCGCACCUUAUUCGUGGACAGGUGAGGUCCUGCACGCUUCUAAGUGGUGUACCCGAGACGAUAUACAAAUGGCCGUGAAGGAACUCGUGUCAGGAGCGGAGCGGGACUACGGAGAUCGGGCGAUAGAUGCAAAUGCUGUUAGCUCAAAAGAUGUGCCGUUCUUGCGAGCGCAGGCGGCUCUCGACGAACUUCUCUUUCUUGCCACUCUUCCUCUUCCACCUCGUAGUACAUCGUCUACGCCUUCGCUAAAUCAAGACGAGGCGAGUCUUCUAGGAGAACAACUCAGCAAGAACGUCGCCACUGAGAAGCAGAGGGAGGAGGCUGGAGCGCGCCUGCUGGACAAUCUGAAGCAAUAUCUGGAACAAAGGACGAGAGCAAAAGAGGGAGAGGAACCCCACGACAACAGGUGCAAGCUGCUGGAUACUACCGCAUCUGCUCUUCGUGUUGAUUUCUACGACCAUGCCCAUGCGCUUGAGGAUGAGGCUUCGUCGUCGUCGGACGGUAAGGACAAGCCUCCUGGAGCCGCUGAUGGACGUGUGCCAGUUGGUGAACUUCUUCUAGGUGAGCAAGUAAAAAAAACUAACAGGUGGACGCUUCUAGCUCGAGGCCUUGAACAAAAAGAACAAACUGAACGCCAAGAGUCCACGACAAUCGCUUCUAUCACAGUAGAAGUUGCAGCCGAUUCUACGUCUUCCAAGAACAAGGACAUGUUCUUGGCAUAUAAGGACGACUUUUCCAAUUCUCUCUCGUCCACUCGUGGUAUGAAUCCGAGUCCAACAAGGAAGCUGCUGUUCAGUGGAGUACCUUGCGACGCAGCAGAAGUGGCCAUGGCAACCAGGGAAAUUGCGUAUGGUGCGACCAGCGAUGAUCCUCGUUUAGCAGAAUCGACAAGGGAGGAUCAUACUAGAAGAAGUAGAAAUAAAUUGAAGAACUCCGAUUUAUUGCUCUCCAGAAGUGGGAGUUCCUCCGCUGCCUCGCACCUUCAGGGCUUUGUCUUCUCCAAGAUCAUAUGAACGGACAAAUUGCAAAAGGCUUCAAAGAAAACCCUGCUUCGUUCGAAAAAGUUUCUUCCUUAUUUCGAACGCUGUUUGAAUUUUUUCGAACGAAGCAGGAUCCUCUUUGAGGCCUUUUGUAAUUUGGCCGUUCAUACAGGACCACUUCAUCUGAUAUCGAAGAAGGCGAACCUGAACAAGAACAGUUAGAACAAACUCCAUCACUGUUUGACGUGUAUGCAAAUGGAGACAGUGUCGCUUCCGCCAAGAUUGAGACCGAUUUCUUCUCGAUGUUACGCGAUUACAUGAUGCUGAUCCACCACUGCGAGUUCGUGCCUGAACAACAGGAAUUUCGAGUCACCGGUAAGAGGCUGUCGAAGACCGAUGAAAGCGUGAGAGCGGAGGUUCGGGUCCUUGAUGUUGGACAAAGCAUGGGCUUCGCGGAGCCUUUGACCUUGAGGAUCAAAAAACGUCAAUUUGAAGCUACUUUUACCAAAAUGUAUCUCGACGAGGGGGACGGCGCUGCUAUGAUUGAGUUGACCUACCCGCCACAGGAGCCAGGAACGGAGGCACCUGCAUGGGAAGGCGUGCUCAAGAUGAGCAGUGGCCCGGAGGGGCAGAGGGUUCUACUAUUAAAUCUGAUUCUUCGGUGAAGACGUCAAGAUCCAUCAGACAAGCUCCAUCACAAAAACGACUCACGACGCUCGAUAUUUAGAAAGUAGCAACUCUAAUUGUUGAGAAAAGGGAUUAAAGAUCUACUUUUACCAAUAUAUAAUAUUUCGACUGACUAGAAGUUUACCCAAUACUGUUCUAUGGUCAUUUUCCAGGCUAUGGGCACACGGUGGG